Aspergillus affinis is the source of this 2169-nucleotide messenger RNA. RefSeq names its product Zn(II)2Cys6 transcription factor. The record is from RefSeq and is a predicted model, not a curated record. Gene Ontology annotation, biological process: positive regulation of transcription by RNA polymerase II; DNA-templated transcription. Lineage: Eukaryota; Fungi; Ascomycota; Eurotiomycetes; Eurotiales; Aspergillaceae. Gene Ontology annotation, molecular function: zinc ion binding; sequence-specific DNA binding; DNA-binding transcription factor activity, RNA polymerase II-specific. The coding region runs from base 1 to 2169 and encodes 722 amino acids. The transcript has 4 exons.
AUGGACUCGGCAAAGAAGAACCGGAAUCGCGCCGCUUGCCGCCGCUGCCAGAGACGGAAGAUCCGUUGUGAUGGGCAGGCGCCUCGUUGUGGAUCAUGUCACAAAGCCAACGUUCCCUGCAUCAGCGAUGGGAAGCAGGUUGUCCAUCGCUCGUAUAUUGCGAGCAUGGAGAAGCGCAUCAAAUGGUUGGAGAUGACUCUCCAAGAAAGCUGCCCUAGCGUGGAUCUGAGUCAAGCCCCAAACCGCGAAACCGCUCGACUGGAUGAUUCGGUCAUGCUUGAUGACGAGCCCGAGGAAUCAUCUAUUCUUAGUCCACAACAGCCACGUAUCGUGGAUGAGGAUCCCGGUAUAGACCAAGGCAGGAUCCAAAAUCCCAGCGGUCCAGUCCGUCCUUUGCGAGCUGCUUCACGAAUGGAAUCUCGACAAGCCCAUGAGGUUGGCUUAGUUUCACUUUCUCCGGGAGGCGAGCCGCGAUAUAUCGGACCAUCCAGCGGGUACUUCUUCGCUAAUCUUGUUUUCUCGAACGCUGGUCGACAACAACAGCGACGGGGCAUUAUCAGUGACCCUGCCGGUGCAGCUCCGGGUGAUCCGGCCUCUUUAGCAGCGGAGCUUCUCCAGACACCUGCGUCUUUGCCGCUACGAAAGGAGAGCGCCGAGGAGUUGUCAUCCAAAUACUUCGAGACGAUCCAUGUGAGCUAUCCAUUCCUCCACCAACCGUCUCACCUGGAUUAUAUCGAACAGAUGUAUACAUCCGAGCAUGUGUCACCAGUGGUAGCGUUCCAGGUCUAUAUGGUCUUGGCUAUCGCCGCCUCUGACCUUUCGCGGAGAUCUAAACUUCGGCUUCCUGCGGAUGGGUAUUAUACCUCAGCGAUGCAGUAUUUCAACCAAUUCUGUCCGGAUGGCUCGCUAGCCGGACUGCAAUCACUCCUGCUACUCAUGAUCUAUGCGUUGCACAAUCCGUCUUGCGGCGUGAAUAUCUGGAAUCUCAACUACCAGUGCUUGGCAUCGCUUAUAGAUCUCGGUUUGCAGCGAGAUGUUCGCAGCACGCCUUCCUUUAAUAUGUCUCUCCUUGAGCAAGAGAUGAGGACGAGAGUGUUUUGGGUGGUUUACACGUUUGACCGGACCAUCGGUACGAUGAUGGGACGGCCGGUCGGCAUCAGAGACGAAGCUUGCGACUUGCGAAUUCCAUUGGACAUAGCAGAUCCAGACCUUCUGGAUAAUAAUUCGCGCGAACGGAAUGCAGAGGAGCCAUCCUCGCACAUCUCUUUUGGAAUACAUUUGUUUAAAGUCGCUCGCUUGAACUCGGAGAUUAAAUAUGUCAUGCAUAGUAUCUCCCGAGAGGCUCCGGCCUAUGCCUAUCCGCCUGUGAAAGAUAUCUUCCACUGGCAAAACGAGAUGCUCGAAAAGUUGCGAAGCUGGCGAUCAAAGAUCCCGCAAUCUGACAUGAGCAUGAGCGCGAAGCUUUGCGAGGCCAAAUACCACGAGAUGAUGAUUUUGGUAUUACGACCGAGUCCAGCCAUCCCAGAGCCGCCAGAACAGUCCGCAAUUUUAUGCUUUCGACAUGCAAUGGCGCUACUUGAAAGCUUUCGUGAUCUAUACAAGAAUGACUGCCUACAAUAUAGUCGACUAGUGGUACAUUCAAUCUUCUUGAGCACUCUCGUCGUUUUGCAUAGCAUUUGGAAGUUGCCCGAUGUUGCUGCAAAUAUUCACAUUGAUGAGCUAUCGGCCAACUUGACUUCAUCGCUCAACAUUCUAAGCAGUAUUGGCGAAUAUUGGCUGGAGGCCCAGCGCGCUAGGGAUUGUAUCGAGGAAAUAUCCGGGGUCACCAUGAGACGACUGUUAAAAACCCGAUGUGCACCAGGAGCUCCCACUACGCCCCGAGUUCGGUCAAGGGGUCGCACGAAUAACGAAGAUUUGCGGUUCUCUUCCUCGCAAGACCAAAUAAAUCCGGCUUCUAGUGGCCAAGAGCAGCAGCAGGUAGAUCCUAACAUCCUAGCAACAAACUCAGCAGGUUUAGAUGAGCCAGAAUUAGGGUUUUCCGGCGCCUUAUUAGGUGACUCUGAAUCAGUACAACUCUUCGGUGACCCAGCACUUGACGGCUUGUUCGGGAUGACAGGAGUCCCUGAUUUCGAUGGAUUAAUGUGGGAGUUUUUCAACAUUCCCCAAUGA